Rotaria sp. Silwood2 is the source of this 1047-nucleotide messenger RNA. The record is from the annotation of a GenBank genome assembly. Lineage: Eukaryota; Metazoa; Rotifera; Eurotatoria; Philodinida; Philodinidae.
AUGGGUGUUAUUGUAAAUACAGAACAAGAAUUGGUUGAUAUAAAAAAUAAUAAACUUGUUGUAAAAGUUGGAACAAUGCCAUCUAUCAAACUUCAUAUUCAUAUUAAUUUUUUUCCUGUUCUCUUUAUGAUAACUGAUAUUCUAAUAUCUCAAGUUGUAAAUUCAACAUCUGUAGCAGUACUAAUAACAAAUCCAUUAUCAAUAAUUGCAUAUGAAGCAAGAAAAAGUGCUAUAUUUAGUAUUAAUAAUGAAUGUACUACAUUACUAUUUAAAGUAGCAGAAGAAAGAACUAUGAACUUAACUGUAACCAUGUCAGCACAUGUUUUCACAUCAGUUUCCUUGUUUUCUCUUGGUGCUACAUACAAAAUCUAUAAAAAUGAUUAUUUACUUUUUGAAAAAACAGAACUUAUUGAUAAGUUAGAAUUUCCUAUCAUAACAUCGGAAACAUUGGUACCAAUAACAACAGCUACUAAUUAUACUAUUACUGCAACUAUCUUUGGACCAAUACCUGGUUUUUCUUCUGGUGGAACUUUAUUUGAAGGUGUAACAUACUCACGAUUAGUUCCAGGCACUAAUAAUAAUGUUAAAAUAUCAAUGAUUUAUACAGGAACAACAAUUCUUGGUAAAGUUCAACAAACACCACUUAAUCAAAGUACAUGGCCAUUGGCAGGUAAAAAUCUAGUUUUUGCUAUAGCUGAUCAAACAUCUGGUCUUGAUGAAUCUGAUCAAUUUAUAAUCUUUGAUCAGACAUUUCCAAUACAUUUCACAUUACUUGCUAUUAAAUCAAUUAAUCAAAGUCAUCAAAAUGUUUUAUUCACUGUUACAAUAACAAAUCAUGAUGGUACUGUUUUAUGGGCAGCAGCUACAGAAAAUAAUCAAAUAAUUUAUGGACAAUUAAAUAGGCUCAAUAUUAAUGUAACAAUUACUGCUGGUUAUACAUGUCGAUCACCAGGACAAGGCUGGUGUUCUUCUUUGUCUUCUAAUAAUCUAAAUACCAUAUGUUGUUCUCAGUAUAAAUGUUCUGGAGAAUGUAAAUUACCAUGGUAA